UGCCACUACAGAGCCUUCUUGGGACAAUGCUCCUGCUCUUUGUCCUGCUGAGCACUGCACUGUCUCCCAGAACUGAGGCAGGGGAGAUCAUCGGGGGACACGAGGCCAAGCCCCACUCCAGGCCCUACAUGGCAUAUCUGCAGUAUUUUCAUGAAGAAUCUUAUAAACGAGCCCGAUGUGGUGGUUUCCUGAUCCAAAAGAACGUGGUGAUGACAGCCGCUCACUGUAAUGGCAGCAUGAUCAAUGUGACCCUGGGCGCCCACAACAUCCUACAGAAGGAGGAGAGUCAGCAGGUGAUCCCCGUAGGCAAAGCCAUCCCUCACCCCAACUACGAUAAAAAAUACUACUCUAAUGACAUCAUGUUGCUGAAGCUCAAGAGUAAUGCCAAAAUCACUAAGGACGUGAAGCCCCUCAAACUCCCUCAGUCCAGGAACAAGCUGCGGCCAGGCGAGAUGUGCAGUGCCGCUGGCUGGGGGAAGAUGUGGCCGAACGGAAUGUUUGCUGAGAAGCUGCAGGAGGUGGAGCUGGAGGUGCAGGCAGAUAAGGAGUGUGAAUCUACGUUUAAACGCUACUACAAACCUGACACUCAGCUGUGUGUGGGGGAUCCCAAGACAGAAAAUGCCACAUUUAAGGGAGACUCCGGGGGUCCCCUCGUGUGCAAGAACGUGGCCCAGGGCAUCGUCUCCUAUGGAUGGGGGAAUGGAUCUUCACCCCGGGUUUACACCAGAAUCUCCAGUUUCAUGCCCUGGAUAAAGGACACCCUGAGAAAGAUGUAACUGUAGCUUCUGAUGCCUCCUCUGCACUCCAGCAUCACUUGUGGU
Sorex fumeus (smoky shrew) is the source of this 821-nucleotide messenger RNA. RefSeq names its product granzyme B-like. Gene Ontology annotation, cellular component: intracellular membrane-bounded organelle; cytoplasm. Gene Ontology annotation, biological process: proteolysis. The coding region runs from base 27 to 776 and encodes 249 amino acids. Lineage: Eukaryota; Metazoa; Chordata; Mammalia; Eulipotyphla; Soricidae. The transcript has 5 exons. Gene Ontology annotation, molecular function: serine-type endopeptidase activity. The record is from RefSeq and is a predicted model, not a curated record.